UCCACGCCCCAAAUGUAUAUGUGCUCCUUUGGGGAGACCUCGACAACUCAGUAUGUUCUGCAAUUCUUAUUUUAAUUUUAUGUUAUUUAACGAGAUAUUACAUGGGUAGCCUAUUGUAGACGACUAUAUUUUAUCCAGCAUUUUAGUUGUUUUUGGCAAACGUGUAAUGAAGUAAAAACUAUUUAAUUUUCCAAGUAUCAGAAAAGUCGGUAUGAAAAUAGCGCUGAUCUUUAGCCAUAUAUGGAGCGUGGGUAGAACGCCUUGCCGGCAGCGAACAGAAAUGCGGACCAAUAGACGUUUGUGUAACAGACUGGCUUCAGAGAUCAGAUACCGCCCCGCCCCCUGCCGUCUCCACUCAACUAAUGUCAGAUAGCACAAGCAGAUAGUUUAGUUAAACAGCAGCGGAGAUGAACGGUGCGCCCAACAAUAACUAAACAGAACAGUUAUUAUUAAUUGUGUUUUAGUUUAUUCCGAUGACCGAAUAUAUAUCUUGCUCAAACCUUCCCAAGGUAUCGCAUUUUGAGAUCUCCCUGGAUGCAAUAGUUCGUUCUCAACAUGUUUGCCGGCGCAGCGACCUCGACUCCUUUCUCAGUCAGGGAUAUUUUAAAUCUUCAACACCAUCCUGACAUGGCCUCGCUGGGUGUCUCCUCGGGGCUGGACUCGCCUCCCUCCCCUGCUUCUUGUAUGCUGGAGCGGACCAAACAGCAACACUACAGUGAAACCCCGUCCGUUAGCGCGUACGACGAACCACUGUCCAAAAUGAAUUCUUGCAAAAACAAUCCCGACUAUUCGAGCACUUCCUACGUUAAUGAUUAUUUGGAAAUCAGUAACAGCGAAGCGAAGCCAAGCAACGGACUGACGGGAAAAAGUGAUAAGGAAUGCCGGAUGAUGGAAGUUAAUUUGGAGAAGGACGGACAGAAAGCGGACGGAGCCGAGCGGCCCCGGAGACGGAGGAGAAAACCACGCGUCCUCUUCUCCCAGGCGCAGGUCUACGAACUGGAGAGGCGCUUCAAACAGCAAAAGUAUCUCUCUGCGCCCGAGAGGGACCACUUAGCAAACAUACUGAAGCUCACCUCCACCCAGGUGAAAAUUUGGUUUCAAAACCGCAGAUACAAAUGUAAAAGGCAACGCCAGGACAAGUCGCUGGAAAUGGUAGGCCUCCCGCCUCCGAGGAGAAUCGCAGUGCCUGUGCUGGUCAGAGACGGGAAGCCGUGCCUGGGAGAGUCUUCGCCUUAUAACUCGCCAUAUAACAUGAACAUCAGUCCUUACGCUUAUGGCACUUAUGCGAACUAUACCAACUACAGUGGAGGGGCCGCUUCUGCCAACUACAGCUGUAACUACCCAAGUGUACAAGCCGUGCCCCCGUCCACAGCGGCUGGCAGCUUUAUGAAUAUGAAUUUCACGGUCAAUGAUUUGAGCAACGCGAUGCAGACUCAAAUCCACCAGAAUUCUGGAGUUUCUACGUUGCAUGGUAUCCGAGCCUGGUAAUGCUAACUGUGGCUUAGCAUAGCACGAAUUUCGUGUUCCACUGGCUAGUUGCACUGUUCAAUCAUUCUUCGACCGAACGUCGAGGAAGACAGCCGUUUUCCAUAUCGAAAUCGGAGAAUUGGUAACUUACCAAAGGGUUCAAAGCCUGUUAGCAUAGCAAGCAAGCCCUCGGUACUUCGGACAAGGAAGAAGGAUGUUUUCAUUUUAUCUUCUUCAGAAACUUUUAUUUUGCCGUAUUUCAUUUCACUGAAUGAAUUUGCGUCCCUAUUUAAUCUCUAGAAUAUUAUUGUAUGAAGUACAUCACAUUGCAUAUUAUCCCGGAUUGCACCAAAUGCAACAUAAGGCAUAGGUGAUAGCAACAUCGCGGAUUCUUGUUAACAGACUACAGUUGCAUAGAAGCAAACCUGCCAAAACCCAUUGUAAUCUAUCGGCUUGUUCAUACAACAUCUGGAUUUCAUGUUUCAAAACAACUUUUUAUUGUAUUUGUAUUUCGUAGUCCAGUGUAAAUAUGGUUAAGAGUAAUUGGUUCAUUUAGGGUUAAAGAUGUUUUAUUAUUAUUGAUGAAACCACUUUGUACAGUCUUCGCAACCCCGAAUUCUGAGUUAAUUAGCAAUAUGUCAAGUAGAAAAGAUGACUAUAAAAUUAUGCACUAAUAUUGCCAUUUUCUAUCUUUAGCUUUCCCUUUUACCAACAAUGUAUAAAAUUAACUGUAAGAAAGCUACUACAAUGUUGCUUGCAAUCUCCAAAAAUAAUGAUCAAAUUGUAAAUUGAAGUAUAAAUCACUGCUGUUCCAACAGUAAAUAGUGUGCAAUCUGGCUGUUCGGUUUGUUCAUUAUUUUUUCCAUAAUCUGUUUAAUAUAUUAUUACUUUAGUUAUCCUGAACUUAAAUUAAAGAUAAUGCGUUCACGCUUUUGGAACUUUA
Messenger RNA from Amblyraja radiata (thorny skate), 2410 nucleotides. It is a transcript of the gene nkx2.5, whose product is annotated as NK2 homeobox 5. The transcript is spliced from 2 exons. Bases 556 to 1488 code for a protein of 310 amino acids. Gene Ontology annotation, cellular component: nucleus. The record is from RefSeq and is a predicted model, not a curated record. Lineage: Eukaryota; Metazoa; Chordata; Chondrichthyes; Rajiformes; Rajidae. Gene Ontology annotation, molecular function: DNA-binding transcription factor activity, RNA polymerase II-specific; RNA polymerase II cis-regulatory region sequence-specific DNA binding. Gene Ontology annotation, biological process: cell differentiation; regulation of transcription by RNA polymerase II.